Drosophila busckii is the source of this 6082-nucleotide messenger RNA. Its product is annotated as diacylglycerol kinase theta. Gene Ontology annotation, biological process: intracellular signal transduction; lipid phosphorylation; diacylglycerol metabolic process. The record is from RefSeq and is a predicted model, not a curated record. Lineage: Eukaryota; Metazoa; Arthropoda; Insecta; Diptera; Drosophilidae. The transcript has 16 exons. Bases 843 to 5456 code for a protein of 1537 amino acids. Gene Ontology annotation, molecular function: ATP-dependent diacylglycerol kinase activity; RNA binding.
UUUUAGCCGCUAACAUCAGCAGCAGAACUACAACUAAAACUAAAACAAAAAUAAAAAGAACUACAACUGAAACUAAAAAGUCAAGUCGCUAGGUGGCGCGAAAUUCCGGCAAGCAAAUGUCUGGAUAAAAAGCAACAGCUCCGUUGACCAAUGGAUGAAAAUGCAGCCGUCGUCGUCAUUUUUGUCGUCGUCGUCUUCGUUGUCCAUUUGUCAUCGCUUUUGUCAGACUCAGACUCAGCCGGAGACGCAGCCAAAGAAACAACAAGAACCUCAACAGCAACUAAAACACCAAUUAGUAGCAGCCGUAGAAACAACAACAACAACAAAAACAGCAACAGCAGCAAAGACAGUGAUCCAAGCCAGUCGAGAUCAAAGUCAGCUCAACAACUAUUAUUGCACGCCCUGUUUGGUGCAGGAUUCAUUGGCGCUGACGCUGCAACUGCGACUGCAACUGCAACACAGCUCAAGCUCAAGCCCAAGAUAUCUUCCACUGCCUCGGCUGGCUGCGGUUUAGCUCGCGCCAGAUUUUACAGUUAGUUGGCUUGCCAAAAAACAAUUACAAAUAUAAAGGAGCGCAGGCAGGCGCCACCCACAGCAACAGCCCAUCUGAAGUAAAAGUAACAAAUAAAACACCAAUAAAAUAUAAAAUAGUAACUACAACAACAACAACAAGCAGUACAACAACAAUAGUAGAAGCAACAACAACAGUAGUUAGCACCAGAUAGAUCCCGUGCCAAUCACAAGACCCAACCCAGACCAGAGAUACACCCCUUCCGCAUUUUAGCACGUCGUCGAGGACGCACCGGAAACUUUCGAAGUUAAGCAGUAGGAUACAAAACAAAAUGGCGGAUGGUGGGCAUUCAUUCGUGAAGAAGACAUUUCAUAAGCCAACUUACUGUCACCACUGCUCGGAUCUACUCUGGGGCCUCAUCCAACAGGGCUACAUAUGCGAGGUUUGCAACUUUAUCAUACAUGAACGAUGUGUCACCAGUGUGGUAACGCCCUGUUCCGGAAUAGCACCAUGCAUUAUAAAGAAUCCCGUCGCCCAUUGUUGGUCGGAGCCGACACACCACAAGAGAAAAUUCUGCACUGUUUGCCGUAAGCGAUUGGAUGAAACGCCAGCGGUGCAUUGUUUAGUUUGCGAAUAUUUCGCGCAUACUGAGUGCCAAGAUUUUGCUGUGCCGGACUGCACCGAGAAUGCCACAUAUGUGCCGGGCAAGGAGCUGCUGAAUGUGAAACAUCAACACCAUUGGCGAGAGGGUAAUCUUCCAUCAACGUCCAAGUGCGCUUACUGCAAGAAAACCUGUUGGUCGUCGGAAUGCCUCACAGGCUAUCGCUGCGAGUGGUGUGGCAUGUCCACGCACGCCGGAUGUCGCAUGUACCUGCCAACCGAAUGUAAUUUUGGUAUAUUACAACCUAUCUACUUACCUCCGCAUUCAGUGUCCAUACCACGUACUGAGGUGCCAAUCGAGGCAAUCAUUGGCGUUCAGGUCAAGUCGAAGACGUCGCUCGUGCGCGAUUAUUCGUGUCCCAGCCCGGAGCUCGUUGGAGCCGAAGCUGCGGCUGCUGCGGCGGCGGCUGGUGACGUUGGUGGGUCGGGUUUGUGUCUCAAGGAGCUGCUCGAGCUGCACAGGCAGCGACUUGAGCAAUCAAAGCAACAUUUUUUACUUUCAACGCCGCCCACGCCCACAUCCUGUGGCUCUAUCUCGCUCUGUGUCUCACCCACACCCUCGCUAACAGUGGGCGAGACGAGCCAAUCUCUGGAGCAGCAGUCACAACAACAAGACGAUCCCGAUGAGGACUACGAGCUGCAGUGCGACAGUGCGCUGCAGCUGACCACCAAUUCCAGCAAUGUGCCCAUACAAAAAUCACCAUCCAGCAACUCCUCGAUACACUUGCUCUACACCAGCCUCUUUCGCAAGCUUGCCCAUGGCCAAGCGCAGCGACGCAGACGCGACGAUGCCACGCACAGCGAGGGAGAACAGGAAGACGACGAAGCGGAUGGUGGUGUCUGUGAUAUAAGCGGCGGCGAGCUGAGCGAUGAGUACGAUCACUGUGACGUCUCGUUGCGCAAGCGCUCCACGCGUCGCGUCGCUCGUGGCGAUGUCAGUGAGACGGACUAUCAUGGCGAUGCGGAGCUGGAGCUGGAGCAGGAGCAGGAGACAGUGCCGCGUGAGAGCUGCUACGAGACGUCCGAUAAUACGGACGAUCUCGAUUCCAGUCUCAAUCUGAUUAGCAACCUUAGCUAUAAUAGUAGUAAUAGUAAUACCUCGAACAACUCCGAUCCGCGCCGCAACACUGCCACUGGUCCCGCCCCCGGUCCAAUGCAGGCGCCUGCAGCACAAGCCUUAAGCGUUCUCCCGAGCCGCAACCCAAAGACUGCCAAGCCCAAGCCCAAGCUCAAGCCGAAGCCUGUGCUGAGUGCGCCCAAGCAUAAGGGCGGCUCGCUCAGCUCACCCAAUUCCAGCGACUGCUCCUCGGCAGCGCCAGUGUCAGCGAACACGCCGCUGUCGCCCGUGGGACGCAGCAAGAGCUUCCAGGAGCCGGGCGUCUCACGCUACAAAAAGUACGGACGUGGUCUGUUCCAGCGACGUCGCUCCAAGCGCUCGCCCAAGGGCGGCGGCACGAAGAGCAACUACAGCCUGGACAGACUCUCACAGAACAUAGAGAUAACUAUACAGGAUGAGGAUGGCAAUUAUCAGGUGUACGACGAUAACUUUGAUACGCUCAGCUCGCCACGCCAAUCGCACGAACCUAAUACCUAUGCCUACGAUGUGGUCGAUGUGGACUAUGACGAUCUCUAUUUGGACGAUCGGCCGCAUAGCGCGGGCGAUGGCAUUGCGGGCGACAUUAGCGAUGCCUCCCGUGCCAGCGAUGUGGAGCAUGGCGAGCAUGCCCUGGGACGAUUCCUACGUCGCGUGCGCGGCUUGUCCGCCGGCUGGCGCAAGCCGCGCUACCAAAAGCGCAGAGCGCGCAGCAUAUCGGAGGAGUUCAGCAGUGGCGAUGCGCCUCGCUUCAAGGAUGAGGAGUCACUAGGCAAGGCCGAGUCCUCGCAUGGCAUGAGCAGUAGCGGUGGCGGCGGUGCUGCAGGCGGUGGGCCAAGUUGUUCGGGACAAGCUGGCGGCAGCAGUGGUGGUAGUGGUGGCGGCGUUCCUGGCUCCAGCAACUCCACACACUAUCGUCCAGACUCUUCAAGCCACAAGUCAGACAAGUCGGAGAAGGAUCGCGAGAAGAAGGAAAAGGAACGUGAAGAGAAGGAUAUUGAAAUGAUCAAGGUCUUCGAUGGCAACAACUCAUUCCGGCGCCAACAGUACCGUGCCAUAAUCGUCCAGCGCACGUAUACGUUGGAGCAGCUGCUGACCACCGCAUUGCGCGCGUUUCACAUCACGCGCGAUCCAAAAGCAUUUUAUCUAACCGAUUUGUAUGCGGCUCCUGGCAUGGAGGAUGCUCCGUUGCAGGACCCGACGCCAGUGCUAAACCUCACACACGUCGAGGGCAAGCGGCCGGCCAUGUAUUUGCGGUUUCACGACAAGGACAAAGGCCAUGUGCGUGUUUAUCCGGGAAAAUUGCAAUGCUCGCUGGAGGAUCCAUAUGUCAAUGUGCCAGUGGACAACACCACAGUUAUUAAGGACUUGAUACGCGAUGCGCUGGACAAGUUUGGACUACAAGAUAACCAAAUACAGGACUACAGAUGCUCGGAGGUGCUGCUCGAUCGUGGAGUCACUGAGCGCAUUCUCUCCUGGAACGAACGACCUUGGGAUAUUAUGAAGCAGCUGGGCAAGGACUCGAUACGCCAAAUGGAGCUCAUGCGCUUCUACAUGCAGCACAAACAGGAUCCCCAUGGACCCAAUAUCGCACUCUUCGUCGGAAAUUUGCCCACAGGACUCUCGCAGCGCAACUACGAGCAAAUCCUCAACAAGUAUGUGACAGAUGAGAACAAGUUCACUAGCAUCGGUCCCAUCUACUACGAAUACGGUUCCGUGGUGCUUACUUUUGAGGAUGCCCAAAAGGCGGUUCGCGCAUUUUACAAUCUGCGCGAAACGAUCAUUGAGGAUAAGAAGCUAUUGGUACUGCUGCUGCCCAAUAUUGAGCCCAGCAUGGUUCCCUCGGAUGUGAGGCCACUGCUCGUUUUUGUCAAUGUCAAGUCUGGCGGCUGUCAGGGUCUAGAGCUCAUUUCGAGCUUUAGGAAACUGCUGAAUCCCUAUCAAGUGUUUGAUUUAGAUAACGGCGGUCCAUUACCAGGCCUUUAUGUAUUCCGUCAAAUCACCAAUUAUAAGAUCUUAGUAUGUGGCGGAGACGGCACCAUUGGUUGGGUGCUGCAAUGCUUGGACAAUGUUGGACAAGACUCGGAAUGCUCUAGCCCACCGUGCGCCAUAGUUCCACUAGGCACAGGCAAUGAUCUGGCACGUGUUCUUUGUUGGGGCUCUGGUUAUACUGGCGGUGAGGAUCCUUUGAAUAUGCUACGUGAUGUUAUUGAGGCCGAGGAGAUACGCUUGGAUCGUUGGACUGUUGUCUUCCAUCCGGAGGACAAGCCGGAAGAGCCGGCGAUGAAAGCGCCCUCACAAACAACCGGUAAGAAGAAGAAGGCUCACCAAGCACAUCUAUCGCAACAAACAAAUCAGCAUCAUCAAUUACCGGCUCUGACAUCGAGUGAUAUAUCAGGUGGUGCCCAGAAUGAGGACAACUCACAGAUCUUUGUUAUGAACAAUUAUUUUGGCAUUGGCAUCGAUGCCGAUCUCUGCUUGGACUUUCACAAUGCACGCGAGGAGAAUCCCAAUCAAUUCAAUUCUAGAUUGCGCAACAAGGGCUACUAUGUCAAGAUGGGCUUGCGCAAGAUUGUAGGACGCAAAACGGUCAAGGACUUGCAGAAGGAGUUGCGCCUGGAGGUCGAUGGCAAAGUAGUAGAUCUUCCGCCCGUCGAUGGCAUCAUUAUAUUAAAUAUAUUGAGCUGGGGCAGUGGCGCUAAUCCCUGGGGACCUGAUAAGGACGAUCAGUUCAGCACACCCAAUCACUAUGAUGGUAUGCUGGAGGUUGUGGGCGUUACAGGCGUGGUGCAUUUGGGACAAAUACAGUCGGGGAUACGUACGGCCAUGCGCAUUGCACAGGGUGGUCACAUCAAGAUACAUUUAAACACGGACAUGCCCGUGCAAGUCGAUGGCGAGCCCUGGAUACAAAGUCCGGGUGAUGUGGUCGUUCUCAAGUCCGCACUCAAGGCCACCAUGCUGAAGAAAACGAAGAGCAAGCGUCGCUUGACUGAACCACAUAUAUCACCAGCGGCUUUAAGCCUUUCGGUAUCAUCUAUACAAUCUCAACAAUCCCAACAGCAGCAGCAGCAACAGCAACAACAACAGCAGCAGCAGCAACAACAACAACAACAACAGCAGCAGCAGCAAUCUGCUGAAAAUGGUGAUAAGGAUGUGCCCACGUUGCCUACACAGGCAUUUGGCAGUACAUAGAGCAUGGCCUCAUCAUUGGCCUCCGGUUUGCGAUAUUGGUUCUCCUGCUUUUUUCCAUAGGCAUUAAACAUAAACAUAUACAAACUUAAGCAGCCGCGGUAAUAGUAAAUAGCAAGAGUGAAAGUCCAUGAAUAACCUACAGAAAUCUACAAAAUAUACAAAACCAAUUAAGUUAAGCAUAUAGUUGUUAUCCGUUUCUUCCGUAUUUAAAUGUCAAUCAAAAAAAAAAAGAGCAAAUCGAUAAACAUACAUAAAAAAAAUAUCCAUGCUAUAUAUAGAAUAAAUUGCAUAAGCUGCAGCUAACAGUAUAAAAAAUAUUUUGUAAAUAAAAUGAAGCAUUUCGAGUUAAGUAGGCAAACUUGUAAAACUUUUUAGAGCAGACCUGCGCCGAACCACCUAAAUACCCACCACAAAGAACACUCUGCACUUACAACAAAUAGCAAAGAACAAAAAGAACAACAACACUACUGUGACCACCGCUUUUGAAGUUAAAAUUUAAAUACAUAUUGUACUUGCCUUAGAGCUGUAUUUGAUUCACAUACAUAGCCGUGUAUGUAUGUAGAAGCACUCACACACACACACACACACAAAACACAUACACACUUUUAAUUUCUUGCCUAUGAUAA